Gryllus bimaculatus (two-spotted cricket) is the source of this 567-nucleotide messenger RNA. NCBI's taxonomy places the organism in Eukaryota, Metazoa, Arthropoda, Insecta, Orthoptera, Gryllidae. The record is from the annotation of a GenBank genome assembly.
AUGUGGGAGGAGGCGGCGCUGGCCGGCAGCGUGCACGUGGCCGAGAUCCUCAUGAGCUCGGGGGUGGACAUGCACCGGAAGACCGCGUCCGGGAUGACGGCGCUGCACAUCACCGCCUUCUCCGGCAACGAGGACUUCACGCGCCUGCUCCUGCGGCACGGGGCGCACUUGAACGAGGUGGACGCCGGCGGGGAGACCGCCCUGCACAAGGCGGUGCGCUGCGGGCACGCCUCCCUCUGCCGGCAGCUGCUAGCCUUCGACGCUGACCCCAACGUCGGGGACCGCCUGGGGAGGACGCCGCUGUACCAGUCGGUCAUCGAACCGCAGAUGGCCGGGCUGUGGGAGCCUCUCCUGGAGCACAACGCGGAGGUGAACGCGCAGACCACCGAAGGCACGACUGCGCUCCUGGCGGCGGCGCGGUUCGGCAACGAGGCGGCGUGCCGCCAUCUGCUGUCGCGCGGGGCCAACGUGGGCCUGGGCGACGCGCGCGGCACCACGCCCCUGCACGCGGCGGUGGAGGGCGGCGACGAGGCCAUCUGCCGCCUGCUGCUGGGCCGCGACGCCGAC